Molecule: messenger RNA, 6432 nt
Organism: Oncorhynchus keta (chum salmon)
Lineage: Eukaryota; Metazoa; Chordata; Actinopteri; Salmoniformes; Salmonidae
Product: solute carrier family 41 member 1-like
Exons: 10
Coding region: 1009-2367 (452 amino acids)
Biological process (GO): monoatomic cation transport
Cellular component (GO): plasma membrane
Molecular function (GO): monoatomic cation transmembrane transporter activity
Source: RefSeq, a predicted model, not a curated record
CUCUGUCUGCAUACCAGAGUACAGGAAACCCCUGGUGGCAAUGGUACAGGUACUCUGACGCUUUGCCUGGCGACUCACACCUUAUCGUUCUCACUCAAUGUCUCACUGCAGUCCUUCUUCGGAGCCUUAGAACCACGGACCAUCACCUUAUUACCUCAUUUCUCUUCUGCGACACACCGACAAACAACCACCGUCACGUCUCUCCGACCCAACAUGAGGAAGGGGCUCCAGGGAAGCCAGGCUGCUCACACAGGGCAGUGGGAAGAAGAGGAGAGGAAAGAGGAGAGGCAUCACGAGCAGCAGCAGCUGGGGAGGGCAGAGAAAAAGUUAGUAGCGUUCUGGUUGUCCUUGUCCCAGAGGACGUGGGCAUUUUUCAGGCCCCGCAGUGGCGAACGCACUGGCUGCUUCCAGCGGAGCCCCUCCGCAGCUCGCCUGCUGAAGAGCGAGGCGUGAGGAGUGCGAGAGGACAAAGGCAGUCCGUGCCAUUCUUCAGCUUCAUCCACCACAAGCAAAACCAUUUUUUGUUUGUUAUAUUAGUAACGUUGGCUAAAUACAGAAGCACAAGAGAGAGCGACAGGUGAAGGACAAGAGGAGGGAGGGAGGUUCGUCAAAUGCCCUCUUCUUCUUUUCUGGGCACCCUCUGGAUUCUUUACCUUGGGGAAAAGCAUUAGGCAGCAGCUGAACUGUUACUUUUUGAACAUUACGACAACAGACUGUCAUUACAUUUACUUCACGUUCAGAACAUUAAGGCAACAAACUGUGACUCAAAAGGCGUUGUGCUGCUGUCGAUUUGGAAGAACUUCCUGCCCUCCUCUUGUUGUCGUCAAAGCCAGGCCUCCCUCCUCUGAAGAAACUUCCACUUGUGAAACUAAACUAUAAAGUUUACCAUAGAGGAGAUAUUAGUGGUGGAGAUUGCUGGAGGUUAGUGUGACAAGGGGCAGGUGUCGCUCCCUAAACCCCUACUCGUCUUCACAGGAAGAGAUGGGGUAACUGGGACCUGCUGAGACCAUGGUGGUCACCCAUCUGGAGCUGGAACUGUGCUACCAAGGGAAGAAGCUGAGAGGCUUCACCUGUAAGUUGACCCGCUCCCCCUAUGGCUACCUGCCUGAGAGUGCCUGGCUCAUCGCAGCCCAGAUCCUACUGCCCUUCCUGGUGGCCGGCCUGGGCAUGGUGGCAGCGGGCAUAGUCAUGGACGUGGUGCAACACUGGGAGGUGUUUAAGGAGAUCACAGAGGUGUUUAUCUUGGUGCCAGCCCUGGUGGGACUGAAAGGCAACCUAGAGAUGACACUGGCAUCCAGACUGUCUACAGCAGCGAACACUGGGCAGAUGGAUGACCCGAAGCAGCAGUGGAGGAUGGUGUGUAGCAACUUGGCUCUUAUUCAGGUCCAGGCAACAGUGGUGGGUUUCCUGGCUGCGGUAGCCGCAGUGGGGUUGGGUGCGUUGACCAGGGGUCAUGUAGACUUUCUACAGGCUGCUGUCCUAUGUGGCAGUAGUGUCACGACAGCCUUUGUAGCUGCCCUGUCCUUGGGACUAGUGAUGGUGGGAGUGAUCAUCGGCUCCAGGAAGGUGGGCAUCAACCCUGACAAUGUGGCAACACCCAUCGCUGCCAGCCUGGGUGACCUCAUCACCCUCUCUCUGCUGGCCGGGGUCAGCAGCUUCCUCUUCAGGUUCAAAGAGAUGUGGUACCUGCCUGUGCUGGUGUGUGGCUUCUUCCUGGUUCUCAUCCCGCUGUGGGUGGUCAUUGCCCGGCGCUCUCCUCCAAUUAGAGAGGUCCUGAGGUCUGGGUGGCAGCCCGUCAUCGUAGCCAUGUCCAUCAGCAGUAUCGGAGGCCUUAUUCUGGACAAGACCGUGAGCGACCCGAACUUUGAGGGCAUGGCGGUGUUCACCCCAGUAAUCAACGGUGUGGGAGGUAACUUGGUGGCCAUCCAGGCCAGCCGCAUCUCCACCUACCUCCACUACUGGAGCAUGCCUGGGACCCUGCCCUCCAAGAUGGCACAACACUGGCCUGGCCCCUGCCUGACCUUCUGCUCCUCAGGGGUCAACUCCAAGUCAGCCAGAGUUCUGGUCUUCCUGGUGGUUCCGGGUCACCUGCUCUUCCUCUACACCAUCCACUUACUGAAGGGCGGCCACGGCGCCCUCACGUCUGCCUUCGUCUGCCUAUACCUGUGUGCAGCCCUGCUACAGGUGGUGAUUCUGCUGUACACGGCUGACCUGAUGAUGCGCUGGAUGUGGCGGCGGGGGCUGGACCCGGACAACUACUCUAUCCCGUACCUCACGGCUCUGGGGGACCUGUUGGGCACUGGCUUCCUGGCCCUGACAUUCAGAGCCGUUCUUUUGGGCAUUUCCUCUGGGAUGAAGGGGGUUUGAGAGAAGGGGCUCAUCCAUCAGCCUAUUUCUGUCCAACAUGGUCUUAUUGAAUAUAUUCAAAUAGAGACAUUUAGCGAUAUUAGUUAUAUGUCAGUUAUGCUGACUUAUUAUAUGCUGUUCUGUUCAUCCAUAAGCAACUCUGUUCAGGUCAUAUUUAAGUGAUAAUGCCCGAGAAGCCAAUGUUCAGAGGCUAUAUUGGCAGGGUUGUUGUUAGGCCCGAGACGAAAUGCCAAUAUACACCGGCUUCGGGAACAUUAUCACUUUUAUACAACAGGUUACCAACAUAUUCAUAUAAUGAUUGACAUAUACGAAUUAAAAACGUCAUUUUCAUGAAUUUAUUCAUACCAUUUCAUCCUUCUACAAGAUAUAAUCCCCACACAAAUCUAGGGUUGCUAUCCAAGCCGUUCUAUCGGUUCGAUUGCCAGAGACGCGUUCCAGUCGUUCGUUCUAAAUGUUCCACUGCCAUACUGACUGGCAACGUUCUUAUUCCUUGCUUGCUAGCUAGCCAAUUAGUGCUAACUUACAGUCAAGUCAAAAAGUGACACAAUCACAAACACAGUAACACAAUUACUUCAAACUGAAGCUGGAAAGCCUGAAAACUAGCUGCACUUGGUUUCUUUUGACCUUGUUUCAAUUUACAUUUAUUUGUAUAUAACCAUAAAAAUGAUGCCAGCUGAUUCAUUAUUUCGACUGGCUAAGACACGCUUCCCGUCUUGUCCCGUUCAUUACUAAAUCAAAUCAAAUUUUAUUGGUCAGAUACACAUGGUUAGUAGAUGUUAAUGUGAGUGUAGCGAAAUGCUUGUGCUUCUAGUUCAGACAAUGCAGUAAUAGCCAAUGAGUAAUCUAACCUAACAAUUACAAAACUGCUACCUUAUACACACACAAGUGUAAAGGGAUAAAGAAUAUGUACAUAAAGAUAUAUGAAUGAGUGAUGGUACAGAACGGCAUAGACAAGAUGCAGUAGAUGGUAUCGAGUACAGUAUAUACAUAUGAGAUGAGUAAUGUGGGGUAUGUAAACAAAGUGGCAUAGUUUAAAGUGGCUAGUGAAACAUGUACUACAUAAAGAUGCAGUAGAUGAUAUAGAAUACAGUAUAUACAUGAGUAAUGUAGGGUAUGUAAACAUUAUAUUAAGUAGCAUUGUUUAAAGUGGCUAGUGAUAUUUUUCCAUCAAUUUCCAUUAUUAAAGUGGCUGGAGUUGAGUCAGUGUGUUGGCAGCAGCCACUCAAUGUUAGUGGUGGCUGUUUAACAGUCUUUACGCAUGUAUAUACUGUACUCUAUAUCAUCUACUGCAUCUUUAUGUAAUACAUGUUUCACUCAUUGAGAUUGAAGCUGCUUUUCAGUCUCUCGGUCCCUGCUUUGAUGCACCUGUACUGACCUCGGACUUCUGGAUGAUAGCGGGGUGAACAGGCAAUGGCUCGGGUGGUUGUUGUCCUUGAUGAUCUUUAUCUUCCUGUGACAUCGGGUGGUGUAUGUGUCCUGGAGGGCAGGUAGUUUGUCUCCGGUGAUGCGUUGUACAGACCUCACUACCCUCUGGAGAGCCUUACGGUUGUGGGUGGAGCAGUUGCCAUACCAGGCGGUGAUACAGCCCGACAGGAUGCUCUCGAUUGUGCAUAUGUAGAAGUUUGUGAGUGCUUUUGGUGACAAGCCGGAUUUCUUCAGCCUCCUGAGGUUGAAGAGGCGCUGCUGCGCCUUCUUCACAACGCUGUCUGUGUGGGUGGACAAAUUCAGUUGGUCCGUGAUGUGUACGCCGAGGAACAUAAAACUUACUACCCUCUCCACUACUGUCCCGUCGAUGUGGAUAGGGGGGUGUUCCCUCUGCUGUUUCCUGAAGUCCACAAUCAUCUCCUUUGUUUUGUUGAGGUUAUUUUCCUGACACCACACUCCGAGGGCCCUCACCUCCUCCCUGUAGGCCGUCUCGUCGUUGUUGGUAAUCAAGCCUACCACUGUAGUGUCGUCCGCAAACUUUAUGAUUGAGUUGGAGGCGUGCAUGGCCAUGCAGUCAUGGGUGAACAGGGAGUACAGGAGAGGGCUCAGAACGCACCCUUGUGGGGCCACAGUGUUGAGGAUUAGCGGGGUGGAGAUGUUGUUACCUACCCUCACCACCUGCGGGUGGCCCGUCAGGAAGUCCUGUACCCAGUUGCACAGGGCGGGGUCGAGACCCAGAGUCUCGAGCUUGAUGACGAGUUUGGAGGGUACUAUGGUGUUAAAUGCUGAGCGGUAGUCGAUGAACAGCAUUCUCACAUAGGUAUUCCUCUUGUCCACAUGGGUUAGGGCAGUGUGCAGUGUGGUUGCGAUUGCGUCGUCUGUGGACCUAUUUGGGUGGUAAGCAAAUUGGAGUGGGUCUAGGGUAUCAGUUAGGGUGGAGGUGAUAUGGUCCUUGACUUGACUACACUUCAUGAUGACGGAAGUGAGUGCUAUGUUCAUUACUAUGGGACAGCUGAAGAUCAAAUUUGAAUAUUGAAACAAUGUUGCAAAUGUCGAAGAGACAGACAGGAAGGUUUAUACAAAUCUCCGCUGUUGAAAACAAAAUGUUAGUCUAAAAGAAACAUGAGAAUGUCUAAAUGCUUUUUAUAGUUGAGAUCAAGUUUAUAAAUUGCUUGGCUGGGGUUGAUGAGACAAUGGAUUGCGCAGUCAGAUGGAACAGAGUAAAUAGACAUUUUAACUUUAUAGAUUUAGCCGGUGGUAACUUGUGGAAUAGACACCGGCUGGAAUGCUGUUUUAACCAAUCAGCAUUCAGGAUUAGACCCACCCGUUGUAUAAACAACUGUAUGCAAGUGGCUGGAAUUAAGAAGUGAGGGAGAAAAGAUUCAACAACAUAGCUUACCGACAACCACCAAGCUUGACUUCACAUAGUCUUUAGUCUCCGAUAACGAAUGAAUGCUGCUGGACCUCCCAAGUGUCUAGUGAUCUAAGGCAGUGCAUCACUACAGAUCCUGGUUCAACCCAGGCUGUGUCACAGCCGGCCACGACCGGGAGACCCAUGAGGCAGUACACAAUUGGCCCAGGAUCGUCCGGGUUAGGGGAGGGUUUGGCCGGCCGAGUUGUCCUUGUCCCAUUACGCUCUAGCUCUGGCGCAAUGCAUGCUGACACGGUCUCCAGGUGUUUCCUCCGACACAGUGGUGUGGUUGGCUUCUGGGUUAAGCAAGCAUUGUGUCAAGAAGCAGUGCGGCUUGGCGGGGUCGUGUUUCGGAGGACGCACGGAUCUCGACCUUCACCUCUCCCGAGUCUGUACGGCAGUUGCAGCAAUUGGGAAAAGACGAUGGAGAAAAAUGGGUAAAAAAAAAAGAUGUGUAUUUUUCUUAUGCUGCUAAGGGAGUCCCUGUAUACUGUAGCUCAAUGUGCUUUGAGCACCCAAUAACCAUAUAGAACUGUUGAAGUGCUCUAAUGUCUGUAAAUGCUUGAUAGUAAACUGACAAAUGCCCUGUACUGAAGCAAUAAUGUUGUCUGUACUUGUUUUGUUGACUGUCUAUACAUUUAUACUCAUGCUCAAAAAUGGUCACAACUGCACUCUCUGGAUGUACACAUUAUUAAUCAAUAGAUGACAUAGGAUGUAUCCGGUGUCACAAUUUCAAUGAUCAAGCACUGCUAUUUUCAUUUGUGCCUUCAACCCAUUACUGUACAAGCUAGAGGAGUCAUGUAUUUUUUUAAUGACAUCAGCAAUGUUGCUUAUUAGUCAGUUAGUCUGCCACAUUGAAUUGGUUUAAAAGUUCAUGUUUGUAUCAAUGUAUCUAAUACCACUGCUUGACAUUGUUCACAUUUCCCAAUGAUCAUUUUUUUGAGCAUAAAAUAUGAUUUCUCUUCAAAUAAAUCAUCCCUUUUAAAUAAAUGAAUGCGCACUUUUAAAAACAGGCUUCAAUCGUAUAUUAGCUGUUCUGCAUUGAACAUGACAAUAUGACUUCUAUAAAUGGUAUAGAAUCGUAUUUUAAAUUGUACAGGACCCAUGUUGACUUAGUAUGUAUGCUAAUGACUCAUCUGACUAGAUCAUACCUAGAGCAGGUUAUUUUAGUUACACAAUGACUUUGUUUCAAUGUGUUCCUUUGUUGGAAUAAAACCAUUCACAUACAA